AUGGGUUCAAGAAGUCCUGUUACAUCGUUAAUCUUAUCCAGAAAUCUAAUGAAGACACACAAAGGUGCUGCUAAGAGGUGGAGGAAGACUGCUAAUAGUUUCAAGAGAGGAAAGGCGGGAAGAAACCAUGGUAAUGCUGGCUGGAGCAGAAACUCUUUGAAAUCUUUAUCUGGUAGAUCAUUGGCAGAUGCUUCUCAUAUACAACGUUUAAAGAGAUUACUUCCAUAUCAUUAA
Kluyveromyces marxianus DMKU3-1042 is the source of this 234-nucleotide messenger RNA. It is a transcript of the gene MRP35, whose product is annotated as mitochondrial 54S ribosomal protein bL35m. Gene Ontology annotation, biological process: translation. Gene Ontology annotation, cellular component: ribosome; large ribosomal subunit. The transcript has a single exon. Gene Ontology annotation, molecular function: structural constituent of ribosome. Bases 1 to 234 code for a protein of 77 amino acids. Lineage: Eukaryota; Fungi; Ascomycota; Saccharomycetes; Saccharomycetales; Saccharomycetaceae. The record is from RefSeq and is a predicted model, not a curated record.